Molecule: messenger RNA, 473 nt
Organism: Chironomus riparius
Lineage: Eukaryota; Metazoa; Arthropoda; Insecta; Diptera; Chironomidae
Source: the annotation of a GenBank genome assembly
AGAAUGAAUAUUAAUUAUGGCUACGUAUUGGCUGCGAUUAGACACACUUUUAUGUUUUUGGGUAGGUUUAUGUACAUCCUCCGUUUGGUGACAGCCUUUAAAUCACUCAAUGAAUGUUCAGCAACCACAGGAUCAAUAAUAUUAUUGAAAAUCACAGCAGGCACACCGCCUAAAGUACCAACAACAGCUGAAGCUUCACGCUGUGAAUUUAGAGCCAAAUAUACACCCAAAGUUCCAUUCGCACAUUUUUCAAUUUCCGAAAGAUUAAGUUGAAGUUCAUCAAUACAAAGCGUGUGAUUGUGAUGGAAUUUCAUUGUACAGAAAAUUAUUUCCGCUUGUUUUGUUUGGUUGUGUCUGUACACGUGAAGAGAGCACGUUUGGAAGAGAUCAAGUUCGCACUGUAGAAAGAUUUAUUUGUUAAAAAUCAAAAUAUUGGCGUAAAGGUUUUUAAAAUAAUUUAAAAAAGUAUUUAA